Messenger RNA from Adineta steineri, 367 nucleotides. The record is from the annotation of a GenBank genome assembly. Lineage: Eukaryota; Metazoa; Rotifera; Eurotatoria; Adinetida; Adinetidae.
UGCUUAUUCUAUCAGUAAAACAGCUAAUAUCUAUUUUACUCAAGAACUACAUCGCCGUUUCGGCGCACAAGGUCUUAAAUCAUAUGUUCUUCAUCCCGGUGCAGUCGAAACAGGACUAGCAAGACAUUUGCCUCUAUUUAAACUGAUCUCUACUCCAUUUCGAUUACUCAUCUUCAAGACGCAACUUGAAGGUACUCAAACAAAUCUAUUUUGUGCUGUAUCAGACGAUGUCAUAUCAGGGAAAUAUUAUUCAGAUUGUCACGAAACUGAACUAGGUAAUCCACAUGCACUCAAUCCAGAACGAGCACGUGAAUGGUGGGAAUAUUCGGAGAAGAUGGUGUCAGAAAAGAUCAAAGAACGUCAAUAA